AUGGAGCAGAGCCCCAAAAGACGUAAGGUUUCCCACCAGGGCGACUCGAGGUCUUCUGCCAACAUUGCGACCGCAAGCCCUUUUGUCCUGCAAACCGACGAACUUCUGAAGGAGGUCAAGGUCGACUAUGCGAAGGCGCUGGAUGGCGCGGAUACCCUUCUGCAUAAGCUCAAGAACCUGAUCGACGGCAUUGAGUCUCAUGGUCCCAUUCCUAUCGCCGAAGCAACCCGCAAGUUCCAAAAGACCCAUCGCAUCAAGAUUCCCUACCCCGAACCGAAACCCGCCGACGAUGUGCCGUACAAGCUCUCGUACGAGAAGCCUUCCGCCUACAAUGUCGUUGGUAGCUAUGUGUCGAGGACAAUGGUCAAGGCCCAAGCCGACAAGGGCGUGGACAUGAUUGUGCAGAUGCCGGCUUCUCUUUUCCAAGAGAAGGACCACCAGAACAUGCGCUACUUCUACAGAAGAGCUUAUUACGUCGCCAACAUUGCGGCGCAUCUGCGCAAGGAGCUGGGAGCCUCCACAGAACUGGAGUUUGAGCAUCUUAACGGAAAUGCUCUUUUGCCCGUUCUGUCCAUUCGACCGACCGAGACCUCCGAAGAGACCAGCGACGACAAACCAUCCAAGGCAGAUUACGUUGUCCGAAUCAUUCCUUGCGCUCCCGAAGGCAUCUUUCCCAAGACGAAACUGCACCCGGCAGCCAACAGCAACCGCAACGGACAGCCCGAGAACUCCAAGGAUGCGACGGCUGCCACGCCGUUUUACAACUCGACACUCAAGGCCGAGGACACUUUCGUCACCUACCUUCGUGUCCUUACUCGUGCCAAGACGGAAUGCGCUGCCUUCACAGAUGCUUGCGUGCUGGGAAGAAUCUGGCUCGGCCAGCGGGGUUUGGGGAGCUCGCUUUCUCGAGGUGGAUUUGGCCAUUUCGAGUGGGCUAUCAUGAUGGCUCUCCUGCUGCAGACAGGUGGACGUAAUGGCCAGCCGGCUCUGUCCUCAGCUCUCAGUAGUACAGAGCUGUUCAAGGCCACCGUCCAAUUUCUCGCCUCAACAGAGUUCUCCAAGAAACCGUUCGUGUUUGGCACCUACAAGCAGGGAACCGACAUCAUCCGCGAGAGCGGGCCCGUCAUGUUCGACCCGGAACGUGAGGUCAACAUUCUGUACAAGAUGAGCCCUUGGUCAGCAAGCUUGCUUCACUUCCACGCCUGCACAACCAUGGAAGUGCUCAAUGAACCCUUGGCCAAUCAGUUCGAACCCACCUUCAUCACCAAGGCCGACAUGCCUCUGCAACUAUUCGACGCCAUCUUUGAAAUCCGGAACGUUGAUAGCCACUCGAGGAGCGACAGCCCUGACCGACGCGGCGCUGUCUGGGACCUCAGCUUCAAGGCAAACACAGUGCUCAAGAAGGCUUUGAAAGACAGGUCGCAGUUGAUCCACUUGCAGAGCCAAGACCCAGCCCCAUGGCCCAUCACCGGAAAGCAACCUCGUAAUAAUGCCACGAUCCAGGUUGGCAUCAUCUUCGACCCUGCGAAUAUGAGCCGCGUGAUGGAAUACGGCCCCUCGGCCGAGCUCGAGAAAGAGGCAGCCAAGUUCCGCAAGUUCUGGGGUGACAAGGCCGAACUACGACGCUUCCAAGACGGCAGCAUCCUGGAGUGUGUGCCGUGGUCAAGCAAGACCGCGGCGAGCAUUUAUGAGGAGAUUGUCCGCUACAUCCUUCAACGUCACCUGAGCUUGGGUCCCGGGGACCUUCGAUUCCACGAUGCUGAGCUCCCCUCGUCAUUGGACAUCUCUCCACUCGACAAGGACGCCUUCGAGGUGGCCAGAAAGGCUUUCCGGACUCUGGAGUCUGACAUUCGCGGGCUGGAAGACCUGCCGCUCUCAGUCAGACAGCUUUCGCCCGUUGUUCCCGAACUUCGAUCCGCGUCGAUCAACCCGCCAUUCACCGCUUCGCAGAAAACCCCUCCGCCUAUGGAUGUGAACUUGUACUUCGAGGUGUCCAGCAAGUGGCCAGAGAACCUCGUCGCUAUUCAAGAGACAAAGAUCGAGUUCUUGCUCGACCUCGACAGGAGGCUCAAGGCCGUCAACGACAACAUCACAACCAGCCUAGGCCGCGACAACGCGGUACGCGAAUCCGACAAUCUGGCCUACCUGGACGUCAUCUAUGACAACGGCGCUGCUUUCCGCUUGCGAAUUUUUGCCGAGCUGGAAGAGACCCUCCUGGACAGACAAGCCAAAAACAAGACCCUCGACCCGCAAACCAGGGUAAACGCCGAAGAGGCUCUUUUCGAUCUCAACUGGCAAUUCAAGCACCUCCCCCUGCACACGCAGACCAUCACAACCUACUGCACCCGCUUCACCACGCUAUCCACAACGAUUCGCGUUGUCAAGCACUGGUUCAACGUGCACAAACUCGCCGGCCACAUCAGCGAGGAACUCAUUGAGCUUCUCGUCCUCCGCGUCUUCCUCCAACCGCACCCCUGGAAGACCCCGUCCAGCGCCAUGGCUGGCUUUUUGCGCACCAUCCUCUUCCUCUCCCGCUGGGACUGGCGCGACGAGCCUCUCGUCGUCGACUCAUCGGACGACAUGUCCGCCGACGACCGCUCCGUCGUCCAGAAACACCUGGAAGCCUGGCGCGCGCGCGACCCGAACAUGAACCACGCCGUGCUCUUCGUCGCCACCCCGCACGACCACGCGGGACUGGCAUACACCCGCCACGGCCCCUCCAAACUCCUCGCAACCCGUACGACGCGCCUCGCCAAGGCCGCCAGCAAGUUGAUCAGGGAGCAAGGUAUCGCGCUUGGCGUGGCAGAGCUCUUUCAGCCUUCGUUGGGCGACUACGACGUGCUUAUCCACCUGUCCACUUCCGCCUUCAAGCGCGUCGUUCGCGAUGCCGCAUCGGAGGUCGGCAUGCGCCACUCGCUCUUCAAGAACCUCGACGAUCGCACCGGUAAAGUACCCCUGCCGCUGAGCAGACCUCCGGCCACUGUUUUGCUGCAAGAGCUGGAGGCGGCGUACGAAGACACGCUCAUAUUCUUCCACGGCGCUCCUGAGGAUGCCGUCAUCGGUGCCAUCUGGCAGCCCAAGCUGCGCAGACAGAACUUCCGCGUUGGUUUGCCGUACAACUUCCAGAGUGUUGAUGAAGAGGAGGACGAUGUCGUGGAGGUAAACAAGCCGGCUGUGUUGCUGGAGAUUGCCAGAAUCGGCGGUGAUCUUAUCAAGAAAAUCGAAGACACAUCAUGA
Molecule: messenger RNA, 3237 nt
Organism: Colletotrichum karsti
Lineage: Eukaryota; Fungi; Ascomycota; Sordariomycetes; Glomerellales; Glomerellaceae
Product: nrap protein
Exons: 2
Coding region: 1-3237 (1078 amino acids)
Biological process (GO): tRNA export from nucleus; rRNA processing
Cellular component (GO): CURI complex; UTP-C complex; small-subunit processome
Source: RefSeq, a predicted model, not a curated record